AUGUCCGCUAAAACAUUCGCACUAUUUCUGGCUCUGGCCUCGGCGUGGGGGGCUUCAAUUCCCCAGGAAGCCCAGCAGCGGGAUGACUGUCCAGAAGUCCAUGUCUUUGGCGCUCGCAAUACUGGAACCCCGCAAGGCUUCGGCGCCGCGGGUGACUUCGUGAACGAUAUCGUCAAGGCGACAGGCGCUACGAAAGAGGCUAUUGUUUAUCCUGCCAAUGGCAACGCGGGCCUCACCGAUCCGAAAUACAAAGCUUCGGUCCAGGCCGGAGUCAAGGCUGUCACGGAUCAGGUGUCCAAAUUUGCCGCCAAGUGCCCCAAGACAAAACUUGUCCUAGUUGGCUAUUCUCAGGGUUCCAAGCUGUUUGAUGAUGCUCUCUGUGGUGGAGGCGACCCGAACAUGGGAAUCAGCGAUACGGCUGCCACCAUUUCACAAUUCAAUAUCAAAGCGGUAUUACUCCCUGCCGAUGACCGCUUUACUCCCGGUGAGUCUUUUCACAUUGGCAAUGCUACGGUCGGUGGGUUUGACAAGCGUCCCAGCAACCAAGUCAGCUGUGGAAAGUACAACGAUGCGAUCCAGCUCUAUUGUGACGUUGGCGACGAGUUUUGCUCGAAUGGCAACAGCAUUAAGAUACACAACGGCUACUACAAGGUCUACGGCAAGCAGGCAUUGGAUUUUGUGAAAAAAAGACUACAGUAG
This is a messenger RNA of Akanthomyces muscarius, 699 nucleotides long. RefSeq lists its product as uncharacterized. The transcript is spliced from 4 exons. The record is from RefSeq and is a predicted model, not a curated record. Gene Ontology annotation, molecular function: hydrolase activity. Bases 1 to 699 code for a protein of 232 amino acids. Lineage: Eukaryota; Fungi; Ascomycota; Sordariomycetes; Hypocreales; Cordycipitaceae.